AUGCCACACUUCCCAAAGAGCACAGGCUUUCAAUCACGCCGAGACUCGGCCGCCGAUGUCAAAGAUGUGUCUGUCCGGGUCAAAAACCGUCGGAAGCGGUAUCUGGAUCUGCAUCCCGAGUACUUCUCGGCAGAUCUCGAGCUAGCCGUGCUUGUCCAGUAUAAGCUAACCGAUAUCGAUCAUGUCGUUCUAGACCCAUUGUUGUAUGAUCGCCUCAUUCGUCGAUUCCAGACCCCCCAAGAAAGGGAAGCGCAGGGUCGUGCCAAAGGCUUUUCGGGAGUCCUCGAGACUGAUCUGAUGCGCUCCGAGGCCAAAAUGGAUGCUUUGGCACACCCUGAUCCGAACGCAAUGAUGAGCUACGCCCGAGGCCCGGAUGGAGAGAUUCUCGCAGAGGAUAGAGAUGACAUUCCCGCAAGCAAAGAAGAAGGUGAAAAGGCCUGGCAGUGGGAGAUGGGUCUACGGUUUAUGCGCGGUGAUGAUCCAGACUUUGACUACAAGAUCGUCGACGAAAAUGACGAUUACGAUGAUUGGACCGAGCAACAGGAGAAAUAUUUCGAGGACGAAGAUCCAGAAUGGGUGGUUGGAGAAGCUCGGGGAGAAGAUGCUAGAUCCCAACUGCAGGGGGAGACCGGAAUUCAGGAUUUCUGA
Molecule: messenger RNA, 648 nt
Organism: Penicillium diatomitis
Lineage: Eukaryota; Fungi; Ascomycota; Eurotiomycetes; Eurotiales; Aspergillaceae
Exons: 2
Coding region: 1-648 (215 amino acids)
Source: RefSeq, a predicted model, not a curated record